UAACCUUUUGUGUUGUACACACAUAAAAUCUGACCCGACAACAUACUGAAAUUUAAAACCUUCAACUUUUUCACUGUUCACUCGUGGUUAUAAAGAAUUGUUAGCGUUGAAGAAAGUAAGUGCUUUAAAAUAAACAACAUGCAAAGGCUGACUCGAAUGUCUCAUAAAAAGCAUGUUGACCAAUCCGAAACUUUAGCGCUAGUAACAAAAUCAAGCAACUGUUAUUUCACUUACAGGCAAAGAUGAAACAAUCGAAUAGAUUAUGUUGUUGUGUGGACUUAGAAACAGUUGUACUGGUGUUCAGCAUGGCUUCGACAAUGUUCUCGUGCUUCAAUAUAGGAAUGUCAGCUAAGAUGUUACUCCAGGAUGCACCAGAGCAGAUGCAAAUUAUUUUCGUGAGCAUUCAAACAACAGACAUACCAGAAAAGAUUACCCACAUAUACAGAGCGUUAUCUUAUAUCAAAAUCGUUGUCAAUUUGUUCAGUUUUUUCACCAGUGCUUUGUUGUUUCAUACUGUGAUAAAGAACUUAACGAGUCGACGAUGUAUUGGUUGCAUUUGGGUUUUAAGCGCGUUAAUUGUAACUACAUACAUGCUUGUUGAAGGAUGUUUCACUCUCACAAAAAUUACUGAUGUACCGUCCAAAUGUGUUCUCUCCUCCGUGCUGGCAAUUACUGUCGUUUUGCAGGGAUGCUCUACUUAUAUCGUAUUAACAUAUUCCUCCUCUUCUAACAACAGGUGCGAUAAAGAAACAAAAAUAAUGCAAAACGGAGCGCAAGUAAUAUUUCUCUACAAACAUUCUACGCAGAGGGCUUCAUUGACAAGUGUUUAAACACAUAAAUUUGUGUAAUGUUUAUUUGACAUCACUCAUAACAUCAUGAAAAAACACUGUUUAAAAAGAUUUCUUAAAAAUAAUAAAAGGGCUUUGUUCGACAAAGGAGUUUUUCCUAUAAUUCUACGCAGGAUCGUAACUGUUUUUUUGACAAUUACUUCUGUAAAUAAAAGUUUGUAUAUGUUUAACCAAAAUGAUUGUAUAUUUGUGAUAUAAAUAGCAUAGUAUCUUA
Messenger RNA from Hydractinia symbiolongicarpus, 1062 nucleotides. RefSeq lists its product as uncharacterized. The record is from RefSeq and is a predicted model, not a curated record. The transcript is spliced from 3 exons. Bases 243 to 830 code for a protein of 195 amino acids. NCBI's taxonomy places the organism in Eukaryota, Metazoa, Cnidaria, Hydrozoa, Anthoathecata, Hydractiniidae.